GUGCAGCAGCCAUGUUUGACCGCCUCCACCUCCUGUGCCCCGUCCUCCUGUUCCUCCCCCUGGUCAUCCCUGUCCGAGCCCCCCGGAAGUGCCUCUCCUGCCCCCUGCCGCCGCUGCUGUGACGACCUGGAGCCACAGGAGGGCCCCCCAGCCGCUCAGACGGGGGACCAAAAGAGUGGCCUGAACCAGAUGCCUGAAGUCCGCACCUUCAUCAACAUGACCAUCCUCAAAGGUGCGCCUGGAUUGUGCCUUUACACCUGCAAUAAACAUAGCUUGAUCCCAGGUCUCUUUGUGGUGUUUUGCCAACUCCUAUGGUGGUUGUCAUGCCAAAGACAAAACAAUUGGCAAAACAGCACAAAGAGAUCUGGGACCAGGCUAUAUUGUACACACUGACUGAAUUCCAUUUGAUUGGAUUAUGAGUAUGUGUAUUCCAAUCCAAGGCUCUACUCAAUUGGACUUCUAAAUACCUAUAGAGUUAGGCCCUGCUCGCGUUUGACACAUUUAAGAGACUUGGUAGGAUUCUAGACAUUAAGAUUGGCUCGGUGUUCAUGUGAUUCACCAGAGGAGAAGGGCUGCCCCUGGACUUAAUGAGGUUGUUGGGUUUCAAACUGACCUUUUCAUUGAAUGCCUUUAAAGUCUAUGGACUGGAGGCUAAAAAGUCUGCUGCUAUUUCAGAACAUUAACCUGGCAUUGAACUUGCUUAUGUGGCAGAAUACAUUACCAAUAACGUAACAGUUUGUGUGUGUGCGUGCGUGCGUGUUUGUGUGCUCACCAGAGAGCGUGACCUGACUCUUGCUUUCCAUGCAGUGGCUUUCCAAAAAUAAAGCAACAGAAAGAAAUAUCCUGUUGAAGAUAAGCAGAAUUCCAGAACCCUAAAUUCUCAUAUACUGAAUGGGCUACAAUUAUGAGAACUCUGGAGUGACUCCAAGUUUACGUAACGUUCCUAUCUGGACUCGAGAAAAUCUGGAGAAAAUCAUAAACAAUCUGUCUACACAAAGUCUUCCAUGAUCCAUGUUAUACUAACUUUAAUCUCAACAUUACCCCAUUUGGACCUUUAGUCUACAUUACUGUGUCAUAGCUCUCCAAUGACUCGUGCUGUAUAUUUUCCAUCUUGCCUCACAGGGGACAAGGGAAACCGCGGGGACAGGGGGACACCUGGGAAGUCUGGUGAGGAAGGCGCUCCUGGAUCCCGAGGGCCAAUGGGCCCCAAAGGAACCAAGGGCCAGGCAGGCCCCCCAGGGGACCCCUGCAAGACCCAGGACGCAGCCUUCUCGGUGGGGCGUCGCAAGUCCCUCCACAGCGUGGACUACUACCAGGCCCUUGUGUUCGACACAGAGUUCGUCAACCUCCACGGCCACUUCGACAUGUUCAAAGGAAAGUUCUACUGCUACGUCCCUGGGAUCUACUUCUUCAACGUCAACAUCCACACCUGGAACUUUAAGGAGACCUACCUGCACAUCAUGAGGAAUGACAAGGAGCAGGCCAUCGUGUACGCCCAGCCCAGCGAAAGGUCCAUCAUGCAGAGCCAGAGCCUUAUGUUGCCCCUUGAGCUCAAUGAUGAGGUGUGGGUCCGGCUGUACAAGAGGGAGAGGGAGAACGCUGUGUAUAGUGACAAUGUGGAUGUUUACAUCACCUUCAACGGAUACCUCAUCAAGCCCACCCUGGAGUGA
Messenger RNA from Coregonus sp. 'balchen', 1670 nucleotides. NCBI's taxonomy places the organism in Eukaryota, Metazoa, Chordata, Actinopteri, Salmoniformes, Salmonidae. The record is from the annotation of a GenBank genome assembly.